This is a messenger RNA of Meriones unguiculatus (Mongolian gerbil), 2122 nucleotides long. RefSeq names its product apolipoprotein A5 (gene Apoa5). Gene Ontology annotation, molecular function: cholesterol binding; phosphatidylcholine-sterol O-acyltransferase activator activity; phospholipid binding. NCBI's taxonomy places the organism in Eukaryota, Metazoa, Chordata, Mammalia, Rodentia, Muridae. Gene Ontology annotation, cellular component: extracellular region; chylomicron; blood microparticle. Gene Ontology annotation, biological process: phospholipid efflux; cholesterol biosynthetic process; very-low-density lipoprotein particle remodeling. The record is from RefSeq and is a predicted model, not a curated record. The transcript has 4 exons. The coding region runs from base 238 to 1329 and encodes 363 amino acids.
CUUCAGGACACAGGUAGGGGGAGGGGUGGCUGCAAUUGUAGGAGAGAGCUGCAGAUGUGGGCUAACAGAGUGCCUGCCAUGUUAUGUAUGCCAGCUUCUUACCCAAAAAAUGGGGUUGGAGGUCGGAAGAUAGACAAGCAAGGGAGUUAGAUUGCAUGGAGGUGGAUGGGUAAUCUCUGUAGUGCAGCCCGAGUUCCAGGCUCUCCACUUUGUGACUGAGGGCGCAUUGUGGAAAGCAUGGCUGCGGUCAUCACUUGGGCCCUUGCCCUUCUCUCAGUGUUUGCGACCACUCAGGCACGGAAGAGUUUCUGGGACUACUUCAGCCAGAGCAGCCGGGGCAAAGGCUUGAUGGGCCAGCAGCAGAAGCUGGCACAGGAGAGCCUAAAGGCUAGCUUUGAGCAAGACCUCUACAAUACGAACAAUUUCCUAGAAAAGUUGGGUCCCUUGAGCGGGUCAGGAAAGGAGCCUCCCCUCCUGGCACAGGAUCCAGAAAGCAUUCGGAAGCAGCUGCAGCAGGAGCUGGGGGAGGUGAGCUCCCGCCUGGAGCCCUACAUGGCUGCGAAGCACCAGCUGGUAGGCUGGAACUUGGAGGGCCUGAAGCAGCAGCUGAAGCCCUACACGGCCGAGCUGAUGGAGCAGGUGGGCCUGAGCGUGCAGGAGCUGCAAGAGCGUCUAGGCACAGUGGGAGAAGACACCAAGGCCCAGCUGCUGGGGGGCGUGGACGAGGCGCUGAGCCUGCUGCAGGAAAUGCAAAGACAAGUGCUGAACCACACAGACCGGGUCAAAGAGCUCUUCCACCCUUAUGCAGAACGCUUGGUGACCGGCAUUGGGCAGCAUGUUCAGGAGCUGCACCGCAGUGUCGCUCCUCACGCGGCUGCCAGCCCCGCGCGACUCAGUCGCUGCGUGCAGAGCCUGUCCCACAAACUCACGCGUAAGGCAAAGGACCUGCACACCAGCAUCCAACGCAACCUGGACCAGCUGCGCGAGGAGCUCAGUGCUUUCAUCCGCGUCAGCGCAGAUGGGGCAGAGGACGGGGACUCCCCGGACCCUCAGGCUCUCUCGGACGAGGUACGCCAGAGACUCCAGGCUUUUCGGCAUGACACCUUCCUGCAGAUCGCUGCAUUCACUCAGGCCAUUGACCGGGAGACAGAGGAAAUCCAGCAACAGCUAGCACCACCGCCGCCUAGCCACAGCGCCUUCGCUCCGGAGUUGGGACACUCGGACAGUAAUAAGGCCCUGAGCAGACUGCAGAGCCGGCUGGAUGACCUGUGGGAAGACAUCACCUACAGCCUCCACGACCAAGGCCACAGUCAUCUGAGGGAGCCCUGAGGGUCACUCAGGUUCACUCCUCAGCUCACUGUGGGAAUCCCUGCCUAUCGGGCAGAGAGGGUGAAGGGUCCUGCACAGUAUAUGUGAGGCCACCAAAGGGACUACUGGCUCAGCCUAUUCAGACUCCUCAGUUUCCCUACUCACUUUAGGUCUCCAGGUAUGGUGGUUCAUGCUGUUAAUCCCAGCACUUAGGUGCAGAGGCAGGCUAACCUGAUCUACAUAGUGUGUUCUGGAAAAAAAGGAAAGCAAAACCCUUCACUGGGUUUUGGGAAUCCAGCUUCUGGUGCUCAUCUGGGAACCCUCAUAAGUUUCAACGUUCCAUGUGAAGGGAGUGGGGAGAUAGUGGGUGUGGGUGUGGGGGAGAGAGACUGUCUGUCUGCAAGCCACCACGGUGCUGGAAGCCUGUGGUGAUUCACCUUGGACUUUGGCUCCUGUUGCUUACUCCCUGCCUAAUGGUCACUGUUACAGCUGAUCCACAGAGCUCAUGUGCUUCCCCAGGGCUGCUGUGAGAGUUUUUGUUGGAAGAGAACAGGAGGAGAAUGUGAUGCAGAGCUCAUGGUGUGUGUACAUUCCCACCAGCAGUGCUGCUGGUGGGUCAGAGAUGGAAUGGGGCAGAGCCCCUAUUUCCUUAGAUAACUCUGAACCCAAAUAAGGAACUGAGCCCUCUACACUGUGAGGGCUUCUAAAACCCUGUAGGGAGCAAACUGUGUGUCCUCAUCUUCGGUCCUCACCUCCUGACUCUCGGGGUGAAACUGACUUUUGGUUGAAAUGAAAUAGAUGCUCAUAAUAGAAA